This is a messenger RNA of Gekko japonicus, 975 nucleotides long. RefSeq names its product POU class 3 homeobox 2 (gene POU3F2). The transcript has 3 exons. Gene Ontology annotation, biological process: brain development; regulation of transcription by RNA polymerase II. Lineage: Eukaryota; Metazoa; Chordata; Lepidosauria; Squamata; Gekkonidae. Gene Ontology annotation, cellular component: nucleus. The coding region runs from base 1 to 975 and encodes 324 amino acids. Gene Ontology annotation, molecular function: RNA polymerase II cis-regulatory region sequence-specific DNA binding; DNA-binding transcription factor activity, RNA polymerase II-specific. The record is from RefSeq and is a predicted model, not a curated record.
AUGGCGACCACAGCGUCUAACCACUACAGCCUGCUCACCUCCAGCUCGCCCAUGGUGCACGCCGAGCCGCCGGGGAGCAUGCAGCCGGGCGCCGGCUACAGGGACGCCCAGGCGCUGGUGCAGGCGGACUACGCGCUGCAGAGCAACGGGCACCCGCUCAGCCACGCUCACCAGUGGAUCACGGCGCUGUCCCACGGAGGCGGCGGCGGAGGCGGCGGAGGGGGCGGCGGCGGCGGCGGCGGCGGAGGGGCGCCGCCGCCGCCGCACCACCCGGACCACCUCCCCCAGCCGCCGCCGCCGCCGCACCAGCACGGCGGCCCGCAGCACCCGCACCACCCGCACCACCACCACGAGGCGCACUCGGACGAGGACACGCCGACCUCGGACGACCUGGAGCAGUUCGCCAAGCAGUUCAAGCAGCGGCGGAUCAAACUGGGAUUUACCCAAGCGGACGUGGGCUUGGCCCUGGGCACGCUCUACGGCAACGUCUUCUCGCAGACGACCAUCUGCCGCUUCGAGGCCCUGCAGCUGAGCUUCAAGAACAUGUGCAAGUUGAAGCCUUUGUUGAACAAGUGGCUCGAGGAGGCGGACUCGUCGUCGGGCAGCCCCACCAGCAUAGACAAGAUCGCGGCGCAAGGGCGCAAGCGGAAAAAGCGCACCUCCAUCGAGGUGAGCGUCAAGGGCGCCCUCGAGAGCCAUUUCCUCAAGUGCCCCAAGCCCUCCGCCCAGGAGAUCACCUCGCUGGCGGACAGCCUCCAGCUCGAGAAAGAGGUGGUCCGCGUGUGGUUUUGUAACAGGAGACAGAAAGAGAAACGCAUGACUCCCCCGGGAGGGACUCUGCCGGGAGCCGAGGACGUGUAUGGGGCCAGCAGGGACACGCCGCCGCCGCCGCACCACGGGGAACAAGACUGGGGAGAUGCUCUUCCCCUCCCUUCAAAUCACCCCCUGACAACGUUGCUUCAAAGCUGCCUUUAA